This is a messenger RNA of Plasmodium relictum, 1662 nucleotides long. RefSeq names its product splicing factor 3A subunit 3, putative (gene SF3A3). NCBI's taxonomy places the organism in Eukaryota, Apicomplexa, Aconoidasida, Haemosporida, Plasmodiidae. Bases 1 to 1662 code for a protein of 553 amino acids. The transcript has a single exon. Gene Ontology annotation, cellular component: spliceosomal complex; nucleus. The record is from RefSeq and is a predicted model, not a curated record. Gene Ontology annotation, molecular function: RNA binding; zinc ion binding. Gene Ontology annotation, biological process: mRNA splicing, via spliceosome.
AUGUCACAGUUUUUAAUAGAACAAAUAAGGUACUUACAUGAAGAAAUUGAAUUAAUAGAAAAAGCCAUAGCAGAAUUAAUUGAAGAAAAAGUAAAAAAUAGUAAGAAAAAUAUUUUAUAUGAUUACUCUAUAAAUUAUUUAGUUGAAAAAAUUCAGAAAAAAUCAAAAAUACUUUUACAAUUUUAUAAUGAUGAAGAUAAUUUGAAAAAAGAGGAAAUGCAAUUCAUUGCAGGUAAAACAAGCGAUGAAAAAAAUGAUGUAUGGAAAAAUUACUAUGAAAGAAUUAAAUAUAUAAGAGAUUAUCAUAAAAAAACUAAUAUUAAAAAGAUAGAAGUGAAAAAUUAUAAAUCAUAUAAAAAUGAAGCUUUAAAAAAUAAUAAUUUAAAAGAAAUGUUUUCUCCUUUGGAAAAAAAAGGGAAAUGUGUUGAUAUGAACAAAUUUUAUAAUGAUUUUAUAAAUAUAAAAAGAAUUAAAGAGUUUCGAUUAAGUAUGUUCAAAAAAAAAGAAAUGGCUAGAUUAAAAAAAAAAAAUUCAAAUGAAAAAAAUACACCAGCUAAAAUAAGUGAAUUUAAGGAAAUGGAUAUAGUUACAUAUUUGCACAAUUUCACAAGAUUUUAUUACAUACCUAGGUAUUGUAAAUAUAAUAAUGAAGAAUAUAAAAAUUAUUUAGAAAGCCUCUUAAAUUAUUUAAUGACUUUUUUUGCAAAAAUAAAUGUACUAGUAGACUGUGAGAAGACUUUUAAACAAUAUGAAAAGAGUUUCAAUGAAAAAUUCGAAAAUAAAGAAGUGAAAGGUUGGGAAAAAUACACAUAUGAUUUAGAUUUUUAUUGUAAUAUAAAUAACAAGUUAUAUGCUUCAGAAGGAACAUAUAAAUGUUAUUUAAAAAGUAAAAAAUAUGAUGAUGAUUUAAAAAAAUACUUAAAGAAUAAAUAUACACUGGAACAGGAACAAGAAAUAAAAAAAAAAAUAGAAAAGGAAGAUAGAGAUAUGGCUAAAUGCGAGUAUUUAAUUGAAUUAUAUAAAAACUUACUAAAUAAGCUUUUCCAAAAAACAAUACAAAACAUACAAAGGAAGCAAGCCUUUAGUAUAGAUGAACUACAAAAAAGAAAAAAAGCAGAGAAAAAAAACGACUAUAUAUUAAGUAUAAGUGAUAAUAUUAAAAAUGAUGACAAUGAUAUUAGUCAAGCACUUAAUUUAUCUUCUAUGUCAUCAUCAAAUGACGAUACUUCUGAAUUUUCAGAAAUAGGUAGUAAUGAUGAAGAAGAAAAUGAAGAAGACAAACCAGUAUAUAACCCUUUAAACUUACCACUAGGGUAUGAUAAUAAGCCAAUACCUUAUUGGUUAUAUAAAUUACAUGGAUUAUCAAAAGAGUACAAAUGCGAAAUAUGUGGUAAUUAUUCUUAUUUUGGAAGAGCUAUGUUUGAAAAACAUUUUUAUGAAUGGAGACAUUCAUUCGGAAUGAAAUGCUUAAAGAUACCAAAUACGUUGCAUUUUAAAGAAAUUACAAAAAUUGAAGAUGCAUUAAAUUUAUAUGAAAAGUUAAAAAAACAAACACAACUGAAUAUUUUUAAACCAGAUCAAGAAAUAGAAUGUGAAGAUUCUAAAGGUAAUGUUAUGAAUAUAAAAGCUUACGAUGAUUUAAAAAGACAAGGAUUACUCUGA